Cyclopterus lumpus (lumpfish) is the source of this 1758-nucleotide messenger RNA. It is a transcript of the gene msraa, whose product is annotated as methionine sulfoxide reductase A. Gene Ontology annotation, cellular component: cytoplasm. NCBI's taxonomy places the organism in Eukaryota, Metazoa, Chordata, Actinopteri, Perciformes, Cyclopteridae. The record is from RefSeq and is a predicted model, not a curated record. Gene Ontology annotation, biological process: cellular response to oxidative stress. The transcript has 6 exons. The coding region runs from base 914 to 1429 and encodes 171 amino acids. Gene Ontology annotation, molecular function: peptide-methionine (S)-S-oxide reductase activity.
CACACACACACACACACACACACACACACACACACACACACACCACCCUCUGACAUUAAAAAGAGAAAGAUGACAGUAAUGAGUAGGAAGUGUAAAGGUUGCAUAGAGGAGAUAUUGACUCUGUUAUUGGGGUUCAGUGUUCAAGAGACGGAGAGCAACGGGAGUAGAAAGUCAAAGACUUGAGUUUUUUUAAUUUUGUUGGGAUUGAUUUACCCAAAAUGUGCUCAGUAUUUUUCGGAUUGGAGGGGGUCGGAUGGGGGUAGGAGGAUGUGGGUUAGGAGGGAUGGAUGGAAUGGUUCAGACGGAGUGGCAGACAUGCUGGAGCGUCGCCAAAGCUUCUCGGGAACGCUGCCACAAUCGUGAGCGACGAAGAAAGAGCGAGGGAGUAGAGAGGAACGGAAAAGCCAUGCCUGCAGUGGAGAGACUUGGCAGGGCUUCCCCUCCUUUGUCUGUCUGGCUUGGGGCUGCAGCGCCAGAGGAAAUCAAGAAAUGUCCAGGCGUGGUGGUGGCGGCGGCGGUGGAAGGGGACAAUCUCUGCCUCGGCUCGCAAAAAGACGAGAGAGAAAAAGUUCUUUCAAAACGUAGCUUCUGAAAGGGCUAUGGAACCUCCCCCCCCCCCCAAAAAAAAACAAAACAAGCGAUUUUCUCUUUUUGAUCGAUAUUCCGCAUUGGAGCCAUUGGACCCCAACAAGUUUUUGGAGACGGUGUGACCAUCAUCGGAUAAGUCGACCUGUAAUUUGAAUGGCAACAAAGUAUUUGUACGAUUUUGAAGCGCCAAUCAACGUCUGUGAACCGGACAAGAGCGUAGGUUUGACCUCACAGGGUCUACCAGCAGCCAGAGGAAGGCCAAGCAAGAGCCAAACACCAUGUAAGCGGCAACAGGACUGUUCCACCUUUUCCGGAGGGGACAGAGAUGGUUGUAUUUGGCAUGGGCUGCUACUGGGGAGCCGAGAGGAAGUUCUGGAGACAAAAGGGGGUUUAUUCCACCCAAGUGGGCAACGCGGGAGGAUACACACCUAACCCCACCUACAAGGAAGUCUGCACAGGUAUGACGGGCCACGUCGAGGUGGUGAGAGUCGUCUUCCACCCGGAGCAGAUCAGCUUAUCCAGCUUGCUCAAAGUUUUCUGGGAAAGCCACAACCCGACUCAAGGGAUGCGACAGGGGAACGAUGUUGGGACGUCAUACCGCUCCGCCAUCUACGUCGACACAAAGCAGCAGCUGGAGGAAGUUUUGGCCUCCAAAGAGCAAUACCAGAAGGUGCUAACCGAGGAAGGUUUUGGUGCGAUCACAACAGAAAUAGCCGAAGCCAGGCCUUUCUACUACGCCGAGGAUUACCACCAGCAGUACCUGAGUAAGAACCCAGAUGGAUACUGCGGUCUGGGAGGGACAGGAGUCUCCUGUCCAAUAGGAAUCAAACCCAAGGCCUAAAUAGCCAUUGGCGUCUGCAAGGAUGCAACGAUGGAGAUAAUUGAUGCAUUUAGGAACAUUAGUCUAAUAUUUGAACUGGUGAAUGUGAUAAUGUCGGUAUAUCUCCCCCAUGUCUCAUGAACUGCAGCGUAGACGGCGUCUUCUUGGCUCUUUUGCCGUUCUUGGAUGCACCAGUGCCUCAAAAAUAUUUGCGACUGACGUGCGUCGUAGGGCGUCACUUGAGUGAAGGCUUCACACAAAGUACGCUCCCUGACACAUGCGGGGCAAUCUCAAAAUGUAUGUAAUCCAAUAACAUGUAGUGAAAGAAAACAGUCACACUGCAAGGAAAU